AAGCGCCACAAGUUCACAGUGGACAAGCAGCCGGGAUACUUAAUGGGACAAUUCCGCAGACGUGCGUAAAGACGCACAGUAACUUAUUUUAUAUACCCUACUUAAGUUUAAGAUGCUUGCGAGAAAAAGCAUUAUCCCGGAGGAAUUCGGGCUACCGGGGCUUGUUUCCCGUAUGCCACGAAAACCAGUGUUCAGAGACCGCGUCAAUAAGGCGCGCUUUAUUGCAAAGAAUGGCUCCUGCAACUUGGCACACAAGAACAUUCGCGAACAGGGCAGAUUUUUACAAGAUGUGUUUACUACGCUGGUGGACCUCAAGUGGCGAUUCACGCUGGUUAUCUUCACCACCACCUUUGUGAGCAGCUGGCUACUGUUUGCCAUGAGCUGGUGGCUCGUAGCGUUCGCGCACGGAGACCUGGACCCAAUGAGGCCAAGCGGAUCUUACUGCGUCACGGACGUCAAGUCGUUUACGUCUGCCUUCCUGUUCUCCAUAGAAGUGCAAGUGACCAUCGGGUUUGGGGGACGCAUGAUCACAGAACAAUGCCCCGCUGCCAUUACUGUGCUCAUAAUGCAGAAUAUAGUGGGUCUCAUCAUCAGCGCUGUCAUGUUGGGUUGUAUUUUCAUGAAAACGGCUCAGUCAAACCGGAGAGCAGAGACUUUGAUUUUUAGUCGUCAUGCUGUUAUAGCUGUUAGAAACAACCGCCUCUGCUUCAUGAUCCGCAUUGGAGACCUCAGGAAGAGUAUGAUUAUUGGAGCCACCAUCAGAUUGCAGGUGGUGAGAAAGACCACAACUCCAGAAGGUGAGGUGAUCCCCAUUCAUCAGAUUGAUGUCCAAACAGAGAGUGCUGUGGCCAGCAAUAACCUCUUUCUGCUUGCCCCACUCAUCAUUUGCCAUGUUAUUGACAAAAACAGCCCCAUGUAUGACUUGUCAGCCAUGGAGCUGCAGUGCAGUGAUCUGGAGGUCAUUGCCAUCUUAGAGGGAGUGGUGGAGACCACAGGCAUCACCACACAGGCACGCACCUCCUAUGUGUCUGAGGAGAUCCAGUGGGGUCACCGAUUUGUCCCCAUAGUAACAGAAGAGGAAGGGGUGUACUCUGUGGACUACUCAAAAUUUGGAAAUACAGUUAAGGUUGCAACUCCUCUCUGUAGUGCUCGAGAACUGGAUGAGAAACCUUCCAUUCUUAUCCAGACUCUUCAGAAAAGUGAGUUGUCUCACCAGAACUCACUGCGCAAACGCAACUCAAUGAGACGCAAUAAUUCCAUGCGUAAAGUCACCAGCAGUGGUAGUCUACGCAGAAACAAUUCAGGGCUGAACCCUAAAGUUCAGUUUUUUACUCCAGUGGAGGGAGGGCAAAGCCUGAACGCAGUCACCUGACAUGAAGCCUGUGUCCUGCUGGCCGCUAUGGUCCUCUGUCUCACUCAAAGGAUUCUGAGCUUUGGUGUCUCACCUGCCAUGACAGGACUAAUUGUAUCAAUGUCUCACGAAAUAUUAAAACUGAAAAUGUUUACAUAGUACUGAUUCACCCCCCCUUGUUGUAACAAUAAAU
Molecule: messenger RNA, 1544 nt
Organism: Boleophthalmus pectinirostris (great blue-spotted mudskipper)
Lineage: Eukaryota; Metazoa; Chordata; Actinopteri; Gobiiformes; Gobiidae
Gene: kcnj8
Product: potassium inwardly rectifying channel subfamily J member 8
Exons: 6
Coding region: 113-1372 (419 amino acids)
Biological process (GO): regulation of monoatomic ion transmembrane transport; potassium ion import across plasma membrane
Cellular component (GO): plasma membrane
Molecular function (GO): ATP-activated inward rectifier potassium channel activity
Source: RefSeq, a predicted model, not a curated record